UCAAGCGACAAGUAAUAACUCAGAUCGACUUCUCUGCAAUUAAGAAUUAAGAAUUAAACAAUUUGACACUCAACAGAUUUUUGAAUACUUGAGGACUCAGGUGAAAAAUAUAAGAAUAUUAAAGUAAACAAAUAUAAAUAUAAAUAAAGUGUAAAAGUAUAAAUAGCGCAAAAUAAUAAGCAAAAAACAAAAACUGUGUUAACAAACAUCAUAGAAAUUAAUUCAAGCUUCCUUCUUGGCUUGAAUGCUGCUUGAACAGAAACAAUAAAAGUUUUAUCAAACCAAAAUCAAUAAGCACUGGGUAGCGAAAAAAUACAAAAAAAUAGAAGUAUAAUCUUACGAAACUGUGUUUGAUCCAUUUGACAUACAAACAUCAUCGUUAAUAAUUGCUGGACGAAACUACUCUGCGAGAACUAUUUUGCGCGCCAGCCACCAAAACGCCACAACGGAUGUGUUAGCUCACUAAAUGCGGCGCUGCUGAGGAAACAGAAAUUUGCAUUAACGACAUUGGUUCAUACUCGUACAAACAUACAUACACGCAAUUUUUCAAUUUAUGCGAUUACCUAACACAAACAAAUAAAAAACAAAAGCGAAGGAAUAGUUUUAUAGAACCAAUAAUAAUAAAGAAAUUAACAGUUAUACUUUACUUUUAAGUGAAGUUUGAAAAAAGUUGUAAGAACCAGUUGCAAACAAUGCAGCCUCUAAAACGUUUCACACAAUGCGGCAGUCUAACUAUGCUAUUUGGCGUUUUCAUUGUGCUCUUCGGCGUCAGCUCAACAGCUUUGACAACAUUUGGCAAGACGAAUAGUGACAAACCCACACCAACACCAAUCAUCAAAGGCAAGGAGUGCAAUACCCACGAUGAGUGUCUAACGAUAGUUAAAACCAGCUGCGUCAAGGACCCCAACGACUAUAAGCAUCGCUGCCUGUGCGGUGACGACUCAACGCCGGUUAAUGGGCAUUGUCAGGAUGUACUAAAAGGUUUGCGUCACAAAUGCAACAGCAGCAACGAAUGCGAGGAUGGUUUGGUUUGUCAAUUUGAAAGUGUCAAUCGUACAAUUAGUGUGGCUAAAUUCAUUUCCAAAACAAAACUUUGCCUUUGCGAUAAUGAGAAUGGAUUUUUCGAGGAUGUUUUGAAAGACAUUUGCAGCGGCGCUUCGCUACGAACAAUUGCAAACAUUUUGCUGUCCCUGCUCUCCACAGUGGCGCCGUUCUUUGUCUAUGCACGCAUGAAGCCGCAUUUCUAAAUGGACCAACAGUGAAGCUAAUAUUUUUAUCUUCAAUCCAAAUUGUGAUUAAAAAACAAAUUUUUGUUAUUAUUUAUAUAAUCGUUUUUCAAAAACUGCAGUCAUAAUCAGUGGUUAAUGCAUUGUCAAUUAGCAUAUAAACAUAUCUUAUUUUUAUUUGUAUGUAUUGCAUACUGUGAGUUAUAAGCUUAUCGAUGCAAUUCUCAAUUAUUUUGUGGCAUGAAAAAAUUAUGAUAUGCGAAAGCAUUGUAUUGCUCUUUUACCCUUAGCACAUAAAAAUCAUAUACAUAGAUAUAGAUACAUUAAUACUAAAUACUUUAAGUACCACUAAAUUUAUAUGUAUGUGUACAUCACCCACUGUUGUGCCUCUUCAAGUGAAACGAAAAUUGCAAAUUUAUCUACAUACUUGUAUACAUUUUAUUGCUCUAUAUACCUACAUACAUGCAUAUGUACUUUUAAGAGUGUAAGAAAAAUUUUACUAAUACAUUCAUUCGUACAUUUUAAAUCAUUAAAAUUAUUUGUUACAAUAUAAAUGUAAAGUUCAUAACAUUGUACCACCGCCAAUUUUAUCUGCCUUAUCACAAAGGCUCAAACGUUUAACGAAUAUACUUUAUAUAAAAAACUAUAAAAAAAAAGAAUACGGAAAUUUUAAAUAAAAAAUAGCAAAGCAAAGCACGCACUUGGAACUAGUAAAAUUUUAUUGUAGGUAACAUAUCUAUUUGAUUUUUUUAGCUCUCAGCACUGGCAGCAUUUCUUUAAACACUUAAGCACCUGCACUGAUGUAGAAUAAAAAAUAGAAAAUUGGCUUACAGAGUAGUCCAAAUACACGUUUUUUAAACAAUAUUUCUAUUCAUAUUCAUAUUUAUUUAUUUCGGUCUACAAAAAAAUAUCUUACAAACUAAUAAGUUUAAUUAAAAAUGAUAAAAACAUUGAGUUUAAACUUUACAGCAUUAACAUUAAAAUCACUAACUUCAACAGCUGUUAAAUUGCUGUUAAACAAUCGUGCACAGCGAGUGAGAGGUUCGCUCACUGAGGUCCUAUUGGUUGAAUGAACAGGCGAUGAAUCAUAUUGUAAUAUAUGUAUUGCACACUCAGGCUUAAUGGUAACAUCAGCAUUGUAACGUAGAUGAAGAUUGAAGAGUAACAGCAUAUUCUUCUAUCGUGCAACAAUUGCAAUAACUGCAAGCUUAGCAAUUUACGACGGGCGGUGUAAUGGCGUAGAUUAUUUUGCAUAUGUGAGUGCCUGAGAGAGUGACGGCGUUCGUGUUUUAAGCAGAUAUCAAAUUGAGAUACAUCCGCCUUUCAUGCGUGGUGCGAUGCAAUGAUACCGACUAUAUAAAGGUUUCGAGUGAGAUGUGCCCGAUCGGGUAAAACUCGACUAUAAUUAAAAAUAAAAACUUAUAUUUGGACCUAAAAGUAUAGACAUUUGCGCUUCGAUUCAGACAACUUAAUAAACGAGACAACUUAUAUGUACAUACAUACUUAUAUAUGUAGUGGUUGUAGACAUAAUUUGCCAUUUGUACCUUAGAGAACAAAAAUAUAUGUAUGUCUUAUUAAAAAUAAGUGCAUUAGUAAUUAAUCAUGUAAUAUUAGAGCUAUUUUAUACAUAAUUAAUCUGCCUUUAUGGUCAUUCGAUAUAUGUAAAUGUACACGUUUGCAGUAGCACCCACAAAAACUCAUUAUAGAAAAAUUUACAAUUCAAUCAAAUGUUGUAGUUUAUGUUCAACCGUAAUUCUAAUGUUUAUAUGUGAACAUUCUUUCGUACCUUAUUUUCAAUAAAAGUC
Anastrepha ludens (Mexican fruit fly) is the source of this 3031-nucleotide messenger RNA. RefSeq lists its product as uncharacterized. The transcript has 4 exons. NCBI's taxonomy places the organism in Eukaryota, Metazoa, Arthropoda, Insecta, Diptera, Tephritidae. The record is from RefSeq and is a predicted model, not a curated record. Bases 693 to 1247 code for a protein of 184 amino acids.